CCGGAGUAGGGUGUCGUUCGAUUCUUUGCCAGAGCCGCAGUUCUCGCAUCUGCGUCAAACGAAUGACGGAUGAUCGGGCCGAGCGAGCCGAGUCGCGGCACAAAUCCGUGGGAUAGAGCUUGGUGGAGAACUUGGUUCGCGAAUUUCGUAGUAUAUGCGAAGAGGAGGGUGAGGAGAGACGGCAAAAUCGCGCGAGUAACAAGUAGGGACAGAAAUUACACUCCGACGGUCGAAAUGAAGAAAAGAAGAAGCGCGUAAUCGCGUCUGGAUUAAUUGCGACGGCAUAAUUAUGAAGACUGAAAUGGAAACGGAGUCCGAGUGCACGGACGGCGUUCUGUGCCCGAAGACCAACAACAACAAUAACAACAACAACAACAAUAAUAACAACAACAACACCAGUAACAACAACGUCGCGGUCGCGACGAAAAAGAGCGGCAGCGAUAACGGAUAUGACGCUAUGGAGAUGGACUGCGGCGGCUGCGGGGAGAGCGUACGCGAGCGCACCGUCCUGUGCGUAGGGGGUCGUACCUGGCACUCGAGAUGCUUAAAGUGUUGCGCCUGUGCGAGACCCCUGCACGAUCAGCACUCCUGCUUCCUGCGCGGCAUGCGGCUCUACUGCAGGCACGAUUACGCCCUGACAUUCGGCGCGAAAUGCGCGAAAUGCGGACGCAGCGUGGGCGCCGGGGACUGGGUGCGGAGGGCUAAGGACAGGGUCUACCACUUGGCCUGCUUCGCCUGCGACGCCUGUUCCCGUCAGCUCUCCACGGGCGAGCAGUUCGCGCUUCUGGACGCCCGGCUGCUCUGCAAGGCUCACUAUCUGGACGUGGUCGAGGGUAACAAUACCUCGUCGUCGGAGGACUGCGAUUCCGAACACGGCGGCAAAGGCAGCAAGACGAAACGCGUGAGAACGACCUUCACCGAGGAACAGCUCGCGGUUCUGCAGGCCAACUUCCAAAUGGACAGCAAUCCCGACGGGCAGGACCUCGAGAGGAUAGCCCAGGUGACCGGUCUCAGCAAGAGGGUCACGCAAGUUUGGUUCCAGAAUUCCCGGGCGAGGCAGAAAAAACACAGCGGCAAGAUCAAGACUCAAAUGCAUCAUUCGCCGCCGAUGCACCAUCAUCCGAUCGAUCUGUAUCCCGGUGGGAUUAACGUGGUCGGCGCUUAUCUCGGUGGUUAUCAGGCCAGCAAUGCCGGUAGCGAGAGUCCAGGUAGCCCGUUAACGCCCCUCACACCUUUGACUCCGCUCACACCGACGACGCCGAACCACUUGCAGGCCCAAUUCUGCCAUCCGGCAGGAUAAUCCGACGUGAAUGUUUCCACGAAGCCAUUGAUAUUAAUCUUUUGCAUUCGUACGUGUACUUUUUAGUUGCAGAUAAUUCGAAGACAUACACAAAAAAAUCGUGACACGAACUCGCUAUAUCCAUUUCUUUCUUAUAUUCUGUGCACAAAAAAAUCAAGUCGAGAAAUGUAUCGCGAGCUAACUGAUACGGUAGUUUCGAAUUAUCACGCGAGUGCAAAGAAUUAACAAUUACACACGACGGAUUUCUUAAGACAAAUUAAUUGUACAUAUAUCCCGAGGAGAUGUAAAAUAAGCGCGCGUUUAUCAGUAGUACGAUAUGUAACGUAUGAAAGGUACAAGUUUUUCAUAUUUAAAAGUUAGAUUAAGCUUAUUUAUUCCGAACUGUAACGAUUUACAUCUACUUGCGAAAUGGUGAAUAGAGUCUCUUGGGCGAUGAAGGGGGAAGAAGAACGCAACCUCUAGAUUGUCGCGUCCGUCUUUCGAAACUUGGACGUGGGCAUUCUUUAUUCAUAGUAUACGAGAUUGUAUAUAGAGCGAAUUGUAGCUUUUGUACAUAUGUGUCUUCUAUAGGUAAAUACAGGAGUAUUGUGAAGUGAGAGAGACGCGUGGAGAUCAGAACUUAAUAUCGCAUACUUGUCGCUGCAAUAUUACAAACCGUACUGUUAUUAAUAAAACGCCUUUUAUUGUUAACCGCCGUUGUCGCAAUUAUUAUCCUUCAAUUAUUAUCCGAUUCUCCGAUUACAAAUAAUACAAUUAGACAGAAUAUCGCGCGAGGGAGAUAUCCGAAGGGAGAUGGUCAUGAUGGACAAGAGACGAAGGCCACUACUUUUGUUCAACGUGUGCAAUCGCAUAUAUUUAUAUACGUUUAGUUUACAAUAUUUACAUCACAGGACAUUCAUAUUGAAUGAUUUUACACGACUAUUGAGAUUACUACGAAAGAUACUUUCAUUUCAAGCAUUGCUACGGGACGAGAACGAAAUUCCGUCGACGACGCGAAUCGCGAAUUACGUCUUCGAUGACGUUCGGAGGGCACUUUAUUAUGCAACUAUUCGAAAUUCCGAUCGGAAUUACGAGUUUCCGACCCACAAGUUUCCGAUCGCGAUUCCGUCCGUGUAGAUUAUUAUAUAUGAAUUCUUAUCGAAGUAUGAACGGAAUCGAUUUAUCGUAUGUCUCGUCAAGUAUGAAAUGAAAGUAAGUAAAACGUGUAAAACGGACUGUUUUAAUCAAACAUAGCUUGAAAAAUAUAUUUUAAAUGUCAACAGCAGCGACAGGAUGACAAAGUAAGUAAAAAUAUUUAUAUUUAAUUUUUUAAUUUUGUA
Molecule: messenger RNA, 2619 nt
Organism: Temnothorax curvispinosus
Lineage: Eukaryota; Metazoa; Arthropoda; Insecta; Hymenoptera; Formicidae
Product: LIM/homeobox protein Awh-like
Exons: 4
Coding region: 290-1300 (336 amino acids)
Biological process (GO): regulation of transcription by RNA polymerase II; neuron differentiation
Cellular component (GO): nucleus
Molecular function (GO): RNA polymerase II transcription regulatory region sequence-specific DNA binding; DNA-binding transcription factor activity, RNA polymerase II-specific
Source: RefSeq, a predicted model, not a curated record